Molecule: messenger RNA, 3302 nt
Organism: Octodon degus (degu)
Lineage: Eukaryota; Metazoa; Chordata; Mammalia; Rodentia; Octodontidae
Gene: C9orf72
Product: chromosome unknown C9orf72 homolog
Exons: 11
Coding region: 116-1561 (481 amino acids)
Biological process (GO): endocytosis; autophagy
Cellular component (GO): endosome; autophagosome
Molecular function (GO): guanyl-nucleotide exchange factor activity
Source: RefSeq, a predicted model, not a curated record
GGGCGGGGCUGCGGUUGCGGUCGCGGCGCCCGCGGCGGAGUCGGAGGCGGCGGCGGCGGUGGCGGCGAGUGGCUGUCUCUGGAGCAUUGGAUGAUGUGAGAGUUAGGUUGCAGUGAUGUCGACCCUCUGCCCGCCACCAUCUCCAGCUGUUGCCAAGACAGAGAUUGCAUUAAGCGGUGAAUCACCUUUGUUAGCAGCUACCUUUGCUUACUGGGACAAUAUUCUUGGUCCUAGAGUAAGACACAUUUGGGCUCCAAAGACAGAACAGGUACUUCUCAGUGAUGGAGAAAUAACUUUUCUUGCCAACCACACCCUAAAUGGAGAAAUUCUUCGAAAUGCAGAGAGUGGAGCCAUAGAUGUAAAGUUUUUUGUUUUGUCUGAAAAAGGAGUAAUUAUUGUUUCCCUAAUCUUUGAUGGAAACUGGAAUGGAGAUCGGAGUACUUACGGACUAUCAAUUAUACUUCCACAAACGGAACUUAGUUUCUACCUUCCACUUCACAGAGUGUGUGUUGAUAGAUUAACACACAUUAUUCGGAAAGGAAGGAUAUGGAUGCAUAAGGAAAGGCAAGAAAAUGUCCAGAAGAUUGUCUUAGAAGGCUCAGAGAGAAUGGAAGACCAGGGUCAGAGUAUUAUUCCAAUGCUUACUGGAGAAGUCAUUCCUGUGAUGGAACUGCUUUCAUCUAUGAAAUCCCAUAGUGUUCCUGAAGAGAUAGAUAUAGCUGAUACAGUACUCAAUGAUGAUGAUAUCGGUGACAGUUGUCAUGAAGGCUUUCUUCUCAAUGCCAUCAGCUCACACUUGCAGACCUGUGGCUGUUCUGUUGUCGUAGGCAGCAGUGCAGAGAAAAUAAACAAGAUAGUGAGAACAUUAUGCCUUUUUCUAACUCCAGCAGAGAGGAAAUGCUCCAGAUUAUGUGAAGCUGAAUCAUCAUUUAAAUAUGAAUCAGGGCUCUUUGUACAAGGCCUGCUAAAGGACUCAACUGGAAGUUUCGUUUUACCUUUCCGACAAGUCAUGUAUGCUCCAUACCCCACCACGCACAUAGAUGUGGAUGUCAAUACUGUCAAGCAGAUGCCGCCCUGUCACGAACAUAUUUAUAAUCAGCGGAGAUACAUGAGGUCAGAGCUCUCGGCAUUUUGGAGAGCCACUUCAGAAGAAGACAUGGCUCAGGACACCAUCAUCUACACCGAUGAAAGCUUCACUCCGGAUUUGAAUAUUUUCCAAGAUGUCUUACACAGAGACACUCUAGUAAAAGCCUUCCUGGAUCAGGUCUUUCAUUUGAAACCGGGUUUCUCUCUCAGAAGUACUUUCCUCGCACAGUUUCUACUCGUCCUUCACAGAAAAGCCUUGACAUUAAUCAAAUACAUAGAAGAUGAUACGCAGAAGGGGAAAAAGCCAUUUAAAUCCCUUCGGAACCUGAAGAUAGACCUUGAUUUAACAGCAGAGGGCGACCUUAACAUAAUAAUGGCUCUGGCUGAGAAAAUUAAGCCCGGCCUGCACUCCUUUAUCUUUGGAAGACCUUUCUAUACUAGUGUACAAGAAAGAGAUGUUCUAAUGACUUUUUAAUAUGCAAUUGGUUAAGUGUAUCUCAUCACCAUGAGGAUUGCUGUUACAGUAGUGCUGUCGUGUGAGAACCGUCACUGUCCCUGGGCACAUCCUCCUCAGCAAUUGCAGCUAACACUCAUUUCACUGCAGUUGUCCCAGAGCUGUAUAAGGGGAUGGUGCACCACUACACUGAAUGCCUCUUUUGUGUAUGUGCUCUUCUCGAGACUUAUGUUUACAGUUGAUGUUAAAUUUUGCUAUCUUUUGUAAAUACAAUAAUAGGUUACAAACUUUACCACAACUACUAUGUUUUGAAAUUCAUGAUUAAUGGUUUACACAUAUCAAGGUGAAAUUUGAGUUAGCCUUUACUGAUAUAAUAAUAGUUGACUUUCCAUCUUCACUUGUUUCUUGAUGUACAAGAUUACUGUGAUACCUUUGUAGUCACCUGAAAAUUGGAGCAUUUAAAGUCUUCAGUUCCACAAAAAAGAACUGGAAUAUCUUGAGUAUAAUUUCAGUUUUAGGAAGAAGAUAUUGAGAAAGCAGAUUUUAUUAAUUAAAAUUUAUCAUUAUUAUUAUCAUCAUCAUCAUUAUUUCCUACUUCGUUAAUAGGAUUCAGUCUGUGUAGAAGCACCAACCAGUUACAUGUAGCCAGUGAUUAUGGUGCACCACAGCAUACUUUUUGUUUAUUGUUGUUGUCAAUAUCCUAUAUUUGGGCAACAUCUGUCCUAAGAAUAUAGAAAUUGGAUUUUGUUGUUUCCAACUCUCAAAAUAAUUUUCAUCAUUUUCAAGCCAAAUUGAAGUGUGUACAUCUUGUUCCUUUUUCCCCUUAGAAAAUAUAACUUACAGUUAUUCAGGAGAAAUUGAGAUUUCACUGCUUAGUCAUUUCCUUCCUAUUUACCUCUUGCAGAAUGUACCAUGUACCUAGUUUGGCAGUUAUUGUAACUCCAAGACUAUAAAAUUCAUCAAAGAAUACACCAAUAAGAUCUUUGGAGAACAGAGAAGUUUCCUUUUUUCUUCCUUAUGUUCUGCCCAUAUAUUUGAAGGUAUUGCUGGAGAGAUAGCUUAGUAGAAUAAGCUCCUGCCUGGCAAGCACAAGGUCCUGAGUUCAGUCCCCAGUACUGCCAAAAAAAAAAGAAUUACAACUUGAAGAUAUUGCUACAUUGUCUGAGUCACUUAAGAACAGCAGGACAGACUUUACUGAAGUACUAUUUUCCUAGGUGCUAUACCAGCAGAAUUAAACGGUCCAUUUCUUUGGUUUCUUUAAUGUGCUUGAAGUUUUGUUUUGUUUUGUUUUCUGGCUAUAAAAUACCUGAUUUAAGGUAAUUCUGUGCUUUGAACAGUGCUGCUAUAGGACUGUACACAAAUAAAACUUUUUAUUUAAAAUUGUGCAAGUAAUAUGAAAGGGAAAACAUGUUUAUACAAAAGGGAUAAAAGUGACAGAGCCUUUCUGCCCUCAACUACCAAGUUUAACAAGAAAGACGUUCUCUUCUAAAGGACACAGAAUAGUUUCACCUCAUGAAUUGGAGUGAUCUAGGCAUCUUAAUUCUUAAAUGUACACUGACUGUGAUGACAGUGGCUAGCUGCACAUCUCAGUCCUAAACAAUGCUACUAUUUAAUAUCCCACACUCAAUGCUUUUACAUAACAGAUUCUUAUUUAAGCGCUCAUUAUUUUCUUUUGCUGGUUUAUUAUAUUAUUGUAUAGAAUAUAAAUUGUACAGUGAAAUAAGUUAUUAAAGCAUGUAUAAACAUUGUUAUAUCUUUUAGA